Molecule: messenger RNA, 4347 nt
Organism: Pantherophis guttatus
Lineage: Eukaryota; Metazoa; Chordata; Lepidosauria; Squamata; Colubridae
Gene: SPINT1
Product: serine peptidase inhibitor, Kunitz type 1
Biological process (GO): extracellular matrix organization; epithelium development; epidermis development
Cellular component (GO): plasma membrane
Molecular function (GO): serine-type endopeptidase inhibitor activity; protein binding
Source: RefSeq, a predicted model, not a curated record
CUUGAAUGCUACUUAAGGGCAGGAUGGAGCCGUCGGCCGGGCAGCGAAUUAAGAGUUAACUGGGGAUUGACUCGGAAAGGGCGCCACCCUCUUUGACGGUAGAGUAGCCUGUGAGUCAGUUUCACCUGAAACUUUGCAGGUGAGUAAAGGAAGCAAAAACGAAGGGGGAAAAAAAAGGAAAAGGAACUGGAGCCAAGAUCCGGAAAGAAGAGGGCCCAAGGCUCAGAGCGAGAGAGCCGCCCCACUACAUCGCAGGGGCUGCCCCGAGAGCUUCGGGUCGAGGCGGCGGGUUCCCCAGCCUCCGACCGUCUGCAAAGAGGGGCGCCUACCAGACGUGGGGGGCAGAGACCCUUAAGGGCGGCGAUCUCGGCCCGAAGAAGAGGAAGAAGAGAACUUGGGGGAGAGUCCUUCCUCGCAGAAGUGCUCGAGGGACCCCGCUGGAGAAAAGGACCCUCGGAGGGGACGGAGGUUAAAGUUCCCGCGCGUCCGGAGCCUUUCCUCGCCUCUCUGCUCGGCGGUCGUGGUCGGGUCUGCCCCACUCCGAAAAGCCCUCGGCCCGGGGAACUGCGCCAUUUGGCUCGUUUGGACUGAGAUGGGCCGAAGUAGGAGCCGGCUUCAGGCCGGACUCUUGGUGACUUGGAUUUUUUUAACCGGCUUGGUUCUUGGUCAGGAAGAAAACGGGGAAGGGGCCUCGUUUGGAGAAAGGUGCCUUGCUCAAUUUACGCCCGGGUUUCCGGAGUUUGUGCUGGACACGAAUGCCUCGGUGGAGAACGGCGCCACUUUCCUGGCUUCGCCGCCGGUGGAAAGCAACCGCGAUUGCGUCCGCGCCUGUUGCAAGAACCCCAGUUGCAACUUGGCCCUGGUGGAGCAGAGCCCCGGGGAGGACUCCGAAGGCAUUCAGAGCUGUUUCCUCCUCGACUGCCUUUACGACCAGGCCUUGGUCUGCAGGUUUGCCAAGAAGGACGGCUUCCUGAACUAUGUCAGACGGGAGGUUUACAACGCUUACGCGACCAUGCGAAACCGAGGCAACAGCGAUGAUCAGCCACCUAAAGCUAAAGCCUCAAUGGAUGUGAAGGUCCAGCCCAAUGAUGAACCAGUAAUAUUGAAUGGCUCAGAAAGUACUGAUGAUAAUGGCAUUGUGAAUUACGAAUGGACACUUCUUUUUGGUGAUUCCUCAGUGGUAAUGAAGAAAGAGAACGAUAUUAUGAUACUUUCAAAUCUGAAUGAAGGGAUUUACAUCUUCCAAUUCACUGUAACAGACACUGCGGAUCAGCAACACUCCAUCAACAUCACUGUCACUGUACUUAAUUCUGAUCAGACUGCAGAUCAUUGCUUGACUCCUUAUAAAGUGGGACGCUGUCGAGGCUCCUUCCACCGCUGGUACUAUAAUCCGGAAAUAGAGCAGUGUCAGCAAUUCAUUUUUGGUGGCUGCAAUCCCAACAAGAACAAUUAUGUAAGAAAAGAGGAAUGUGAUCUUGCCUGCAAGAAUGUUCAAGGGGCUGUUGAAAAACGUCAAGAACCAACAUGCAAUGGAAACUGCCUACCCGGCUAUUUCAAAUGUGAAGAUGGCUGCUGCAUUGAUAAAAUUCUGGAAUGUGAUGAAACUCUAGAUUGCCGAGAUGGGUCAGAUGAGAAAUUUUGUGAUUCAUAUAUUCAAGGAUUCAAUAAGUUACAGAACAUCAAUCUUACUGGCAGAAGUUAUUGUGUGGAUAUGCCCGAUACUGGACCAUGUGAGGAAAGUAUACCUCGCUGGUACUACAACCCUUCGACUGAGAAGUGUGAUCGCUUCACCUAUGGAGGCUGUGAAGGCAACAAAAAUAAUUUCGAGCAGGAAGAAACAUGUAUGAAAAUAUGUAGUGGUGUCACAAAGAAAGAUAUGAUUGGUGAGAGAUGGAGAGGAUACGAAUAUCAACAAGCUAGUUUAAGUGCUUUUGAAGUGGCCAUUGCUGUGCUCCUCGGUGUCUGCAUCAUGAUAGUGUUGGUAGUCCUUGGGUACUUCUUCCUAAAGAACCGAAAAACGUAUCGAAGACGUCGUCAGCCCUCUACUGCAGCUAAUUCCACUCUUUCUUCUGUUUUAUCAACUGCUGAAGACACAGAACAUCUGGUGUACAACAGCACCACAAAGCCCAUCUGAUUAUGUAGAAUUAUCCCCCAUUUCUGGGAAGGACAGUCUUACCAACUGCUUGUAAUGCUUGUUUGUGUGUGUGUGUGGGGGAGCGGUGAGGGGAUCUAUUGAAGGAUUUUUCCUUCCUUUUUUCCAUGUUUCCUUAGACUAUCCAUUAGCUGCUUACAAGCUCUACCUGUCCUUAUCCUGUGAUAGUUUCUAAGGUCACAAGGAGUGACCAGAAGAUUAGCCCGCUUUGACACUACAUGGAUGGAAUUUUGAGUUCAUGUUUCCCUGAGUUCUAUAAUGAAGGUUAUUUUAAGUUUAAGGACUUGCUAUAUCUAUUGAAGGAACCAUAGUUUAAUCUGAUGAAUGGGAUUCUUCUUCCCACAAAACUCACUGAAGUGUGUGUGUGAGCGCACGUGUGUGUGUUUGUGUGUGUGUGUGAGAGAGAGAGUGAGAGAGAGAGAACCUAUGCUGCCUUAAAGCCACCCUCUGGGUUUUAACUGGUACAAAAAGAGGACCAAUUUGAUGGACUAAUUAAAGUGGUGUCCUUUUCACAAAUCUAUUAAUGUCUGUGCUGAGGCCUGAGCUCAUCUCAUCUAUACCAAAUAUCUAGGUUAAAUGGAAAACAGACAACAUCGUAAUUUGAUCUGAAUGCAUAUAAGAGGAAAUAGAAAUUAGGCCAUGGCCGAAAAUCUGGCCCUGCCUUUCUCUUCUGGAUUUCCCCUCUGUUCCUAACUUCUAGUUAUCAUUUCUAGUUUAAUGUUAUUGUUUUGAGUUCUUCGUCCAUACCUAUUUAUUUUUAGAAUGAAAUUGUGACCAAAAAGAGGACAUUCCUCAUUUUCUAAUUUGUCUCCAACUAUACAAUUUCGUUAAGUAGUUAAAUAAUGUACUUACAUAGGGGCAGUUUCAAAAUUAGCUUUUCUUAACAGCUAAUUUUCACAAGAUCCUUGGACAAAAGUAGAGUCAUGAAGGUUGACAGACUCUGCUUCUUGCACAGCCAUCCUUAAAUAUAGAGAAAGUAGCAGAUGUUGCCCAGAAUUUAUAAAGAUAGAAUACAGGUUUGUCCCAAUUUUCAACGAAUAUGUUACAUGAAAUAUAUAGGUUGAUGCCUAUGAUGUUUUCAUUUACCUUCCCGUUUGUUUGAGGUAAAAUAUUUUAAUCUCUUCCCACUUUGACCAACACCCCAGUUUGUAAAUGGAUGUCUUACAUUUUAUGGCAUCUGAGUACUGGUUCACUUUAUGGAUAGAGAUGCUUGCAAUAAUUCUCCAUCUCUUUUCAAAAACAUCCUCAAAAAAGAAGUUGAUCAGCUACACCUCUUGAUUUCUGGUCAUUUGAGGAUGCAUAGAAAACUCCUCUGAUCUUGUUUAUGUGUGGAAGGAAGGCUGUUUCAAUAAGGGCUUACGCUUAGGGGUCACUAUGUGAAUCACUCCCAUCAUCUGGCAAGUUUACAUGUGACUUCAAACAUUUCUGAGGACACUGAAUCUUUCCAGGAACUAAAGGGGAGGAAGUAUUUCACAGUGGUGGAAUAUAUGACAGAUUGACCUGUAGUUGGCUUGUAUUAUAGUGAAUUGCCCAGCUCAUGCCUGACCUCCUUGAGAAUCCAAUAGCAAAGCUGAAUAUUAUUAUAAAAUCCAAAUCUUGCUUUUGAAUUUGAAUCAUCUUCUUCUCUGUCUAUACAGGAGGUUAGCGUGUGAAGCCAGUCAGUAUAUUCCUAUCCACUCCGUAUGAUAUUGUACAUAACUUUGGACAUAGUCUUAUGAUACGAAUGAGAUAUGAUUAUUUUGUUUAUUUUUUUUUGGUAGAUGUUAUGAGAUUUUGUUUUAUUGAUGUAUUGAUGUAUAUAAGGAUUCUGUGCUUAGAUGUAAAACUGCUGGCUAAACUGAAGAGUCAUCAGCAAAGUGAAUAGGAGGAAUGAUUAUUAGGGAAUUAUCUGAAGGGAAGACAGCUGUUUAUUGCACCAAGGGCCAAACCAGCUCAAGUGUGAAACUGGCUGAGCAUCUAUGAGAAAUUGCAAAAUGGGGUAGGGAAGGAAAUGACAGAGCUGGUCAUUAUGUUUUACAGGGAGGAAAUGAGAGAUUACACAUUGUGCUUUGCAGUUGACUUGGUUAUUCCAUGUUGCUACAGCUGUCAACUCUUACCUUUUCCCUCCCUUUCUGUAUCUCUUCACUGCUUUCUGAGCCCUCAAAUUCUAAAUUUCCUCUGACAGUGAAAUUUUUAAUAAAAUAUUUUCUUUACAA